Messenger RNA from Trifolium pratense (red clover), 2669 nucleotides. Its product is annotated as DEAD-box ATP-dependent RNA helicase 31-like. Lineage: Eukaryota; Viridiplantae; Streptophyta; Magnoliopsida; Fabales; Fabaceae. Bases 138 to 2375 code for a protein of 745 amino acids. Gene Ontology annotation, molecular function: ATP binding; RNA helicase activity; nucleic acid binding. The transcript has 10 exons. The record is from RefSeq and is a predicted model, not a curated record. Gene Ontology annotation, cellular component: chloroplast.
AUAUAUCAUCAUGUUAUAUGAAAUGAAACAAGUGAUUUUCCAACUCUUAAAACCCUACCCACAAAAACCUCUCUAUCUUGAAGUGAAGAAGAAGAAGAAGAAGAAGAAACUUUCUCAUUUCUCUCACAAUCAUUGCCAUGCCCACAAAAAUCUUCUUAUCACAACUUCGUCUUCUUCACUUCCAACCAAUGAAACUUCACUCUCCUCAAUUUCUAUCUCAAACUCUCUUCAAAUUCUCUCAUCUUCCACUCCAAAACGCUGCGUUUCGUCCUUUCUCUGUUAAACCAGAUAGAAUUAGGGUUUCCAAAAGUCUCGUCGACGACGAGGCUGAGCUUAGUAAUUGGGUUGAUGAUUUGCGAACCGGUCGAGCUGAGACCAUGAAACCUGCUCAGAGAGUGAGUUCUGGUCGUGAAACGGGUGAUAGAGAGGGUGGGUUUCGGCCACGAAAGAGUAGUGUUAGUAGAGGUUCAGGUUCUAAUUUUGUGAAGAGAAAACCUAAUUUGAAUUCGAAUUCCAAUAGAAGAUUUGGAUUGAGUAGUGAUGAUGAUGGAGGUGAUAAUGAGGUGGUUGAAAGAGUGGGUUCUGGUCGUGAACCUGUUGAUAGAGACGGUGGGUUUCGGCCACAGAAGAGUAGUGUUAGUAGAGGUCCAGGUUCUAAUUUUGGGAAGAAAAAACCUUAUUUGAAUUCGAAUUCGAGGAGAAGAUUUGGAUUGAGUAGUGAUAAUGAUGAUGAUGAGGAGGAGGUGGUUGAAAGAGGGAAGUUUAAGGGUGGUGGUGGUUCUGGAAGUAUUAGUGAAUUUCUUAGUGAAGAUGAUGUUGAAGGAGAAACAGAGAGUGAUGAUGAUGAUGAGGAGGAGGAGGAGAUAGUAAAGAAAAGUAGAAGUGUUUUGUUUGGUAAACAAAAUGGGGUUUCAACAACUCCUAGGCCUGUUUCAUCUGGUGGAAGUGAUUCUUAUUUAAGUGAUUCUAGAUUCGAUCAAUGUUCAGUUUCACCGUUGUCAUUAAAAGGAAUCAAGGAUGCUGGAUAUGAGAAAAUGACUGUUGUGCAGGAGGCAACACUUCCAGUAAUUCUAAAAGGUAAGGAUGUCCUGGCCAAGGCUAAAACAGGCACGGGAAAAACAGUAGCCUUUUUGCUUCCAGCCAUUGAAGUUGUUGUGAAGUCUCCACCAACUGAUCGUGAUCAAAGGCGGCCACCAAUUUUUGUUCUUGUCAUAUGUCCUACUCGAGAGCUUGCAUGUCAAGCUGCUGCUGAAGCCACUAAACUGCUUAAGUAUCAUCCUACCUUAGGUGUUCAAGUUGUGAUCGGAGGAACAAGACUUGCUUUAGAACAGAAACGCAUGCAAGCAAAUCCUUGCCAGAUCCUUGUUGCUACCCCUGGAAGGCUUAGAGAUCAUAUUGAAAAUACUGCUGGUUUUGCAUCUAGGCUUAUGGGGGUGAAAGCCUUGGUGCUUGAUGAAGCUGAUCAUUUACUGGACAUGGGAUUUCGCAAAGAUAUUGAGAAAAUAAUUGCUGCAAUCCCUAAACAACGACAAACACUUAUGUUUUCUGCAACCAUUCCAGACGAGGUGCGUCAAGUCUGUCAUGUUGCUUUGAAAAGGGAUUUCGAAUAUAUUAAUACAGUUCAAGAGGGUUCUGAGGAUACACAUGCACAGGUCCGCCAAAUGCAUUUAGUUGCACCAUUAGACAAGCAUUUCCAUUUACUCUAUGCUAUUCUGAAGGAGCACAUUGCAGAUGAUGUUGACUAUAAGGUUCUUGUUUUCUGCACAACUGCUAUGGUCACAAGACUUGUUGCUGAUCUCCUUGGGGAGUUGAACUUGAAUGUGAGAGAAAUCCAUUCAAGAAAGCCUCAGAGUUAUAGAACUAGAGUUUCUGACGAAUUCCGGAAGUCAAAGGGUCUCAUCCUGGUUACUUCAGAUGUAUCUGCACGUGGAGUUGAUUAUCCAGAUGUUACUCUUGUUGUACAGGUUGGCGUGCCGGCUGAUAGAGAACAGUAUAUACAUCGACUAGGUAGAACAGGGAGAAGAGGAAAAGAAGGGCAGGGCAUACUGCUAUUAGCUCCUUGGGAAGAGUUCUUCUUAUCUACGGCAAAAGAUUUGCCUAUUGGGAAAGCUCCAGUACCUUUAGUUGAUCCUGACACCAAGAAAAAGGUGGAAAGGGCUCUAUCCAAUGUGGAGAUGAAGAAUAAAGAAGCAGCAUAUCAGGCAUGGCUUGGUUACUACAACUCUAACAAGAAAGUGGGGAAAGAUAAGUACAGGUUAGUCGAGCUUGCAAACGAGUUCAGUCGAUGCAUGGGUCUCGAUACCCCUCCAGCCAUAUCUAAGCUUGUCCUCGGCAAGAUGGGUCUUAAAAAUGUCCCUGGUUUACGUUCCAAAUAGGUUAUUUAUUCAUUCAAUUCAAAUUCUUACAAGUCAGUUUAUGUGAGAGAGAAAUAUUCUUUACAUACAAAUUUGAUUUUAAGGACUUGAUACUUCUAAAUUUCAAAUAUGUUGCCAUUUUUGUGUGUAUCUAUUGUAGUUCUAGAUGAACAAUCAUUUAACAACAUAAUGCAACUAGGAAAUGUCAGUUCCAGAUGAAUUUGUGAUGUGAUUUACUAUGUUGCAAUUGUUCCAGCUUUGGAAAAAUAUGUAUUCAAUCAUAUAAUUUAUGAAUUAAACACACCUUGUAUGUCA